This is a messenger RNA of Anoplopoma fimbria (sablefish), 5188 nucleotides long. It is a transcript of the gene rab11fip3, whose product is annotated as RAB11 family interacting protein 3 (class II). Gene Ontology annotation, biological process: endocytic recycling; regulation of cytokinesis. The record is from RefSeq and is a predicted model, not a curated record. Bases 63 to 1508 code for a protein of 481 amino acids. The transcript is spliced from 11 exons. Gene Ontology annotation, cellular component: endocytic vesicle; recycling endosome membrane; midbody. NCBI's taxonomy places the organism in Eukaryota, Metazoa, Chordata, Actinopteri, Perciformes, Anoplopomatidae.
AUUUGUAGUUAUUAGCUCUCAUGGCAGGCUGGCCUUCCUGUCAGUGAGACCGGGCAGAGAGAAUGGUUCUGGGCAUGGUGGCUAGCCCUCUGGGCCCUGCUUCUCCUCUUGAUGCUGCAUUUAUAAUGCAAAAUGAGGUGACAGACAGUGCGUACCUGGGCUCCGAGAGCACUUACAGUGAGUGUGAGACCUUCACCGAUGAGGACACGGGGGCCCUCGUACCCCCCGAGAUGCAUGAGGAAGUGGAGACGGACAGCGGCAUUGAGGCCACGCUGCACGACCCUGAAGAUGGCGGAAAUAGAUUUUCCCUGAACUCUGAGCUACAUAACCACUCACUGGUGGCGGUAAUCGGUGGAGAGGAAGAGCACUUCGAGGACUUUGGGGAAAGUAACACCUCAGAGUUGCUCCUGGAGAGCAGCAUAGAGGGGACGGAGGGGGAGGGCGACUCCCCUCUCCCGCAGACACCUGAGCAGCUCAAUGGCUCCUCACUGCUCUCUCCCAGUGCUGGAAAGAGGCUGUCCAGCAAGAAAGUAGCAAGACAUCUCCUCCAGAACAGCUCCAUGACUCUGGAUACCAUGAGCGACUUGACGCGGGACAUCCUGGAGCUCGCUGAUAACGACAUCACAGACAAGGUGCUCCUCCUUGAGCGUCGAGUGGCGGAGCUUGAAAAGGAGUCGGAGUCAUCGGGGGAGCAGCAUACGCGGCUGCGCCAGGAGAACCUUCACCUGGUGCACCGGGCCAAUGCCUUGGAGGAGCAGCUGAAGGAGCAGGAGGUCCAGGCUGACGAGCAACUGCAGCAGGAGACGCGUCGUCACAAGGAGGCCCUGAUCAAGCUCGAGAGGGAGAGGGGGCUGGAGCUGGAAAACCUGCAGGCCAGGCUGCAGCAGCUGGACGAGGAGAACAGUGAGCUGAGGUCAUGUGUUCCUUGUCUGCGAGCCAACAUAGAGAGACUAGAGGAGGAGAAGAGGAAGCUGCAGGAUGAGACGGAGGCUAUGUCUGACAAGUUGCAGGAGGAAACGGAGUCCCGCAGGAAGAUGGCUGACAAGCUGAGCCAUGAACGCCACCAGAGCCAGAAGGAGAAGGAGUGCACUCAGGAGCUCAUUGAAGACUUGCGUAAACAGCUCGAGCACCUACAGCUCUACAAGCUGGAGGCUGAAGCAAAGAGGGGACGCACACCUGGCGCAGGGCUACAAGAAUAUCAGACACGGACCCGCGAGGCCGAGCUGGAGCAAGAGAUAAAACGACUUAAACAGGACAACCGCAGCCUGAAGGAGCAGAACGAUGAGUUAAACGGCCAGAUCAUCAACCUGAGCAUCCAGGGAGCCAAGAACUUAAUGUCGGCCUCCUUCUCGGACUCCCUGGCAGCUGAGAUCAACAAUGUGUCUCGCGUAGAGUUGAUGGAGGCCGUCCACAAACAGGAGGAGAUCAACUACAGACUCCAGGACUACAUUGACAAAAUAAUCGUGGCCAUCAUGGAGUGCAACCCCUCUAUCCUGGAGGUCAAAUAGACAACAUGCAGCCAGGUGGCCGUGCACAGUGACUCUUAAGGCUGUUAAAAAUACCAGAGACUUGGCUCAAAGAAAACUACCAGGAGUGGAUGUGAAAAUCAUUUUGGUAGGAAAAACAACAACAACGCACUCAACUCAUCCAGCUUCCCCCCCAAAACAAGGAUUUAACAUUUCGAAGGAGUCCAUGGCUGUCAGUGAAAAUAAGCAAUUUUCAGUUAGAUAUCCCUUGAGUCUGUGCUUAUUUGUGAGUGUAUGUGUUAACCCUUCUGAAUACACUUGGGUUCUGGUGACCUCCAUGUAUUUGGCUUGAGGGACCUGAGUCUCCCUUGUUGAGUGAGUGAAUGUGUUAAUGUGUGCAAGAGGUCAGUAUCAUAAACAGUAAAAAAAAAAAAAAAAAAAAAAAAUCUUCCCAUCCCUUCCCCAAUAAAACAAAGUGUCAAUGUUUGAUUGAGCUAAAAAAAAAACACAAUCAGACAAUUCUACAGAACCGAAAGGCCUUAAAUGAAAGGUGAUCCAAGUAUUCCAUUUUAUUUUACUGGGAUGGUGGCGGUAUGUGGGCUGUGAUCUCCUGAACCAGGCUGAAUCGUGUUUCAAUCUAAGGUGAGAAAGCCGUAUGAAGCACUGGGCAGGAGAGUGGAGCAGCAGUUUCCUCUUUUCAAUUAGUCUUUAAUGUGUUUAAAGCUUGCGGUGCUGCCUACCAGUCCAUAUAACAGUUUGUAAUUUAACCAAGUUCAACUGUCUUUCCAGUGAACCCAAGUGAGGGACGUUUCUAGGAGUCGAGAAUGAGAAAUGCCCGGAGGGUUUUUUGUGUGUGUGUGUGUGUGUGUGUGUGAGGUGUUUGACAUUUCCGAUUUGUUUAUUUUUGCGCAGUGUAGCUUAAAAGGUUUUAAAAAGCUUGGUGACACUAACGAGUAAUAUAAGCUUCAAUGUCCCAAAUGAAGGAACUGGGCGGUUAAUAAUUUGCUCCAUCUCAUUUUUUUGUUUUUACAAUGAAACAGGGUCCAGGAGCUCAGGUGGGCUGGAAACCUCAAGUGGAAAGAAUACAUUUCCCAUCACUCCCCGGCCAAAAAUAUUAAAUAACUCAAGCUGAUCUCACUAAAUGUAGACUGGGUGCUCUAACUGACAAAUUACUUGCUCAUACUGAAACUUGAUCCAAGCAUGAAGGGAAACUGAUGAGUGAUUCUGGGAAUUGUAGUUAUGUUUUUUUUUUUUAGUACAGCCCACCUGACUCCAGUGUUCUCUUGCUGAGUGAAAGUAAUGGGGAGCAAGCUUAUCCAGGUAACCAGCCCUUUUUUUUUUUUUUUUUUUGCGCCGCACAAUUGAUUUAUUGUCGGUAAAAAUGUUAUUGAGACUGAAAAAAACUGACAUUUGACAAGUUGUAUGUGAAUAAUCAAAUGGUUGUACUUUGCACUAAGUUUUGUUUUGAUUUCAUUAUUGUUUUGUUGAUAUGAAAAAAACUGUUAUUCUGAAGGGAUCAAAUCAAAAAUGAUAAUAGCUUUGAAGCCCGUCUGAUUUUUAAGUCAUAUUGAAUUGGAAAUAUUCCAGAAUACUACAAACUACAUUUUGCAGCCAUGUCUUAAGAUGAGUUAAAAUUUCAGUUACAUAUCGUUUUAUCAGCCAUCAGCCGUUCAGAUGAGCUUUCUUUGCUGGCUAUUGGCCAGUUUUAUUGUUUUCCAGACCAGAUAUAUAUAAUACUGAAGAGAUAUGGCAGAAUAGUGGCAAUAAUUGCUUGGCAAGAAAAUGGACAUUGGUGGAGGGCAGAUGAAACAAAUCUGCUCUUUACUUCCUCUGCUAAAGCAACAUCUGCUUUUUCGAAGAUUUACGGACUGAUUUUGGACUGAUGCCGUUCUUAUCGGUACCGCACAGCCGUCACUUUUGGACUUUGGACUCAGAAACUGGGAAUAAGACAGCUACCAGACAUCUUGACGGAUAUCUAGUUGAAGGGUAUUCGUGGAAAUGGUUUUCGUCCAACAGCAUGGCAUUCUGCACCAAUAUGCUAAGAAGAAUUCCCAUUUUUCACCCUGUUCACAUCUAUGACACUGCUCUUCUUCACCUGCCACUCCAUGGAAAAAUGGCCUUGGAUGUAAAUGACUUGUACAUGUAAAGUUUUUUCUACACUCAUUCUAGAUUCUAGGUAUUUUUAUAGUUGGAGGAAAAAGAACAUUUCAUCUUCUUGUCUUAUGCUGAGAGACAGCUGCCUGUAGUCUUCUCUAGCAUGUAGCGUGUACAGUAUCCGUUGUUUUUCUUUUUCUCUCUUGUCUGAAAUCACAUGCAGAUAUUUAUUCCUCAUUUGUCACAAACGACAACUCACACUCUGUGAUCUGUUCUGCUGAAUAUAUCUUUGUACAUUUUUGAAUUCACGAGGGGAGAUUAAUUCACGGUGAAUGAAUCGGUGGGAGAAUUAUUGAAUUAAGAGAAAUGUUCAAAGCAUUGUCUUUCGGUGACUCGACCAUGGUGUUGAAAAGUUUGAAUGUGACCCGCUUACAGUGUGGUCAUUUGUUGAGAUCGUGGCACUCUUCCAUAAUGCUGAAAUUGCUGUGACCUCCUCAGGGUUGUGGUUUUAGACAUAUGGCCGAGUCUGCAGUUUCUACUGUUGUCUUCCCAGAUGGAGUCAGGUCGUGCAUGAAAACGCAGAUCUUUAUUAUAUAUCUCUGAUUCAGUCGUUUGACCUACGUUUUCGACUGACAAAUCAUAUCCAUAGUUUACGUUAGUGAAGUUGUGAGACCUCACAAUGUCAACGCACGACACCUUAAACCUCAUACCAACGCUUUGCUGAGUUCAGCUUCCUGUCUUUUAGUUUGACAGAAGGUUUGCUUCGACAGAUUUAAUUAUUUGUUCUUUAUAGUAAUGCAUCCUUUUGGCAUUACAAACAGGAAAUGGGGCGACACUUGAACACAGCAGUCUAUACUUCUCUUAAUUCUCUCCCUGCUUCAUAUUUUAGUAAGUUUGGCAGACAGUUUGGCGUCUAACUAAACGGCAACAGAAUAACUAGACAGUGAGACCACAGAGCUGAAGGCGACUGCACUUUAACCACCAAAUUUCUCCAUUUUAACUCCUGCUUUCAAAAUGACCAAAGACAGAUGUUCCAACUUUAACUGAUAAUUUUAUCUAUCUCGGUUCUUGAUCUCUUGAAAACUUCAUCCUGUUCUAAUAAAUCGACAGACCCUGAGCUUGCCCCUGAAAGGAAACUUAAAAACUGGCCUGGUAGUCUAAACACUGUGCCUCUGUGUCUCAAACUUUGCCUCGAAACUAACCUGACAAUGAGCGCUGGGGAAAGCACUGACCAUGUGACUGUCAGUUUGUUAAAUUAUAAUGAUAAAAAAAACCUAAACUGUAAAUAUGAAUUGUCAUUUUUGUGAAUUUUUUCUCUCUCUCACGCUCACUUCCAGUGUCCAAAGAAAGUUUGCUCAAGGCACAAACAUCACUACUGGAGUAGUGCAUGGCUUGCCAUUAUUUGACAUGGGAAGAUAUAAAGAGAAUAUUGUAGAAAAGAGAAAUUGUAAAAGUUAAAUUUAUUCCUAUUUUCAAAGAUAAAUGUAUAAAUUAUAACAGUAUUGGUUACAGCUGUAUAUUAUUUUUGAAGAUCCCCUAAUGAUCUAAUCCUAAUUGUUACUGGGGAAAUAUAAUUUCAGUCAUUGUAAAAAGAGAACAAUUUAAAGGUAAGCAGUGAAAGUAAGAUU